Molecule: messenger RNA, 1488 nt
Organism: Anisakis simplex (herring worm)
Lineage: Eukaryota; Metazoa; Nematoda; Chromadorea; Rhabditida; Anisakidae
Source: the annotation of a GenBank genome assembly
AUGAACUUUUGUAUUGUAGCACCUGUUGGAGAUUUUGAGAAGCAAUAUAAAAUGUUCUUGACUUUGCAGAUUGGACAAACUGAAACCGUAAUAAAUAAUCUGAAUCCGGUGUUUGCGCGUCACUUCUAUAUCAAUUAUCACUUCGAGAAUUCAGAACGUUUACGAUUUCUUAUCUAUCAAAUAGACGGUGACUCAGAAAGAAUAUUGGUGACCUUAGGUCAGUGUGAGUGCGCAGUUGGUGAGUUGCUCUCUCGUGGUGGUGAUAUGACAUUACGAUUUGUCACUGCCAAAGUAUUUUUCCAGUCUCUCCGAAUAAACGUUGUAAUUGCAGGUGCGUCGCUCGAUGUUGGUGUGUUGAAUAUUCGAGCACGUCCUUCAGAUGUGACCUUCCAAGCGUUACGCCUUCAGUUUUGUGGUCACCACAUGAGCUCACCAGUGGAUAAUUUCCCAGUGAAUGCCUAUUUUGUGAUGUUGCUUUCAUGUGAAGGCACUGAUCUUAAGCAUCUUCUGUACACAAGCGAGUCAGUGUCUGCUAAGAGUCCCACAUGGAACAGUUUCGUUGUGCCGUUAUCGCAUUUCACUCCACCUUCUCCUGGAGCAUGCUCAAUCGAAAUAGAUGUCUACAAUUAUAUUGCAAACUCAGACGAUAAAUUGAUCGGGAAAUGUACGACCUCGUUGGAUCACUUGCUGAGAGGGACUGGUCCCAUUAACACAUAUAAGUUAUCGACAGACGAUCGUCGUAAAAAAGAUCAUACGUCAGUUGAGUUGAUGAAUAUUGUUCAGAUCGCGUCGGAUUCUUUUAUAGAUUUCAUUAAAUCGGGGACUCAAAUACACUUUUCGGUCGCUGUCGAUUUUACGGCUUCAAAUGGUAAUCCGUUGAAUCCUUCUUCAUUACAUUACAUACACCCUCACAAUGCUAAUCCUUACAUGACAUGUUUAUGCGCGGUUGCAUCCGUGAUCAAUAAAUACAACCGUCACGAACGUAUUGCGGCGUUGGGAUUCGGUGCACAAAUACCUCCAAACUUUCAAGUCUCUCAUCUGUUCUUCAUGAAUGGAACAACGACCGAUCCGCACGUGAUCGGUGUUGAUGGCCUCAUGAGUGCAUAUCGAUCAACGUUGUAUGCGAUAAGGCCAUAUGCGCCGACAGAUUUCUCGGAAGUGAUUUAUCACGUUUACAAAUUCGGAGCAGCGGCGAAUCGUCAAAAGACAAGUGAACACUAUUUUGUGUUAUUGAUCGUGACGGAUGGUUGUGUGACAAAUCCCCGCAAAACGCUAGAUGCAAUCGUCGAUUGUUCAUAUCUACCGAUAUCAAUCGUUAUCUCAUCAACCAACGGACAUUUACUGAAACGUGAAUGUGUUACGUUCGUUUCGUAUCAUCCAACGAUGUCAAACGAUCAGUUGGUGACGAAGUUGCUGAUGAACGUACCGAAACAGUUCAUGUCGUGGGCAAUCCUCAACGGAAAAUAUCCGGGACGUGGUGAAACUUGA